Rubroshorea leprosula is the source of this 1561-nucleotide messenger RNA. NCBI's taxonomy places the organism in Eukaryota, Viridiplantae, Streptophyta, Magnoliopsida, Malvales, Dipterocarpaceae. The record is from the annotation of a GenBank genome assembly.
CACUUUGAACAUCCAACUGUAUAUCUUCGAAGUUUGAUCACCCAAAUUAAAUGGCCUCUUCAAAUGAAACCAAAAGCCAAAUCCAUGCCAGUAAUAUACAGGAAGAUCACGAGGAACAAGCUUCCUCAUACGAAAUGCAGCUUGUCAACUCAGCCACUCUGCCCAUUACUCUGCAUGCUGCACUUCAACUGGACAUUUUCCAGAUCAUAUCGAAAGCCGGAGCUGAUGCCAAGCUCUCCCCACAAGAGAUAGCAACCCAGUUGGGCACCCAGAACCCCGAUGCGCCCAUGAUGUUGGACCGCAUCCUUUGGCUCCUAGCGACCUACAAUGUGCUCACUUACUCUGCUAUUGUUAAUGAUCAUCAUGGUGAUCCUCAGAGACUAUAUGGUUUAGCACCUGUAUCCAAGUCUCAAUCGAAGGAUGCAAUUGUUGAAGGUGGAAGUACUCCAUUUGAAAGGGUCCAUGGAAUUCAUGCCUUUGAAUACGCUGCCAAAGACUCCAGAUUCAAUCAAGUUGGUGGUGGUCUAGGAGUCACUCUCAACUUCAUCACUUCCAAAUACCCUUCCAUCAAGGGAAUUAAUUUUGACUUGCCUCAUGUUGUUCAGCACGCCCCUCCUUACCCCGGGGUUGAACAUGUGGGAGGAGAUAUGUUCCAAAGUGUUCCUAAAGGAGAUGCCAUACUUGUGAAGUGGAUACUACAUGAUUGGAGUGAUGAUCUUUGUGUUAAACUGUUGAAAAAUUGUUACGAUACCACACCUGACAAUGGAAAAGUAAUCGUUGUGGAUGCAAUCGCCCCAAAUUUGCCCAAGAAAGAUAUUGCUUCAAUUGCCAUUGCUCAGAGGGACGUGUUUAUUAUGAUUAAAAACCAUGGAGGGAAGGAAAGGAUACAGCAUGAAUUCAUCGAGUUGGCAACUAGAGCUGGAUUCGGAGUCACCCUCAGCUUCAUCACUUCCAAAUACCCUUCCAUAAAGGGAAUUAAUUUCGACUUGCCUCAUGUUGUUCAACACGCUCCCCCUUACGCAGGGGUAGAACAUGUGGGAGGAGAUAUGUUCCAUAGUGUUCCUAAGGGAGAUGCCAUUUUUAUGAAGUGGAUACUACAUGACUGGAGUGAUGAUCACUGUGUUAAACUGUUGAAGAAUUGUUAUGAUGCUAUACCUGACAAUGGAAAAGUAAUCGUCGUGGACGCAAUUGCUCCAGUUUUGCCCGACAAAAAUGUUGCUUCAAGGGCCAUUGCUGAGAUGGACGUGGUAAUGAUGACUCAAAACCCUGGAGGGAAGGAAAGGACUCAACAAGAAUUCAUCAAGUUGGCAACUAGAGCUGGCUUCAGUAGCAUCAAAUAUAAAUGUUUUGUAUUUAACUCCUGGGUCAUGGAGUUUUUUAAGUAACACCUAAUAUUCACUAAUGCUAUGUUUGGGAAUGUGAGUUUAAUUGAAGUGUAUUUGAAUUUGGGACUUCAAAUUUAAAUAUACUAUUUGUUUAUACUAAAUAAGAAUGUAUUUGAAUCUACUUCAAAUACAUGUAUUUGGAACUACUUAUUUGAAAAUAAAAAUUGCAUUAUUUC